GUCGUCGUUGUCGUUGUCGUUGUUGUCGUCAGUACGCGCUUGGUAUUCAAACGCGGGCGUAGCAAACUCAUUUCGUAAAUGGGAAAAGUGCUAGAGACGCUGCAGACGACAGACGUUAAAGUUAAACGCGCGGGCAGCACGGCAGGCAGCAGCAGCAGCUAAAUGAAAUGAAAUUUAUUAAAUUAAAAAGAACGUGAAGACGUAUGUGUAAACCCAAAUCUGAAUGUGCGAACGGAAGUGAAAAGUUACAAGCUGCAUUUGGAUACACACCAGGCAGCAAAAACACAUACAUACAUACAUAUCUAUGCAUAUGUAUACAACAAAACUAAACACAGCUAAAACGACUAUAAACUAACACAAGCUAAAACAAAAUGGGCAAGGAUCAGGAGUUUCUGGAGGCGGCGCGUAAUGGCAACAUCGGUCACAUUGAGAAGGUGCUGACAGCCAAGGGCAAGCGCGCGGGUCCAUUGGCCAGUCUGCGGCGUGGCACUGGCGUCAAUGUGCAGGAUAGCGGCGGCUACUCGGCGCUGCAUCAUGCCUGUCUCAAUGGCCAUGAGGAUAUAGUGCGACUGCUGCUGGCGCAUGAGGCGUCGCCCAACUUGCCCGACUCACGCGGCUCCUCGCCGCUGCAUCUGGCCGCCUGGGCAGGCGAAACGGAAAUUGUGCGCCAGCUGCUAACGCAGCCGUAUCGUCCGGCCAAUGCAAAUCUGCAGACAGCAGAGCAGGAAACGCCGCUGCACUGCGCCGCUCAGCAUGGACACACGGGUGCGUUGGCGCUGCUGCUGGCACAUGGCGCCAAUCCCAAUAUGCGCAACUCACGCGGCGAGACACCGUUGGAUCUGGCGGCGCAGUAUGGUCGUCUGCAGGCGGUGCAGAUGCUCAUACGCGCACAUCCGGAGCUGAUAGCGCAUCUCAGCACAGAGGCGCUGUCGGCGCAAAGCAAUCAUCGUGCCUCGCCAGCAUCGCCCACGCGUCACAUCUUUCCGCACACCUGUCUGCAUCUGGCCAGUCGCAAUGGUCACAAGAACGUGGUGGAAGUGCUGCUCUCAGCUGGCGUUAGUGUCAAUCUGCUAACGCCCUCGGGUACGGCGCUGCAUGAGGCAGCGCUUUGUGGCAAGGAGAAUGUGGUGCGUACGCUGCUGCGCGCUGGCAUCGAUCUGGCUGCCACAGAUAAUGAGGAACGCACAGCGCUGGACAUUCUGCGCGAGUUUCCACCGCAUGUGACUAAGCAUAUUAUUGCAGUCAUCAACAAUUUUCGCCAUGAAAUGGACACCGAUGAGGUCGAUGAGGUCAUUUAUCGUCAGCAUGGCUCAGCGGCCACCGGGCGUGGCAGCAAGCAAACUCAGUCGCAGCACAAUCAUUACCAUCUCAACUCCAAUAACCAUUUGCUUAACCACUCGCACUCCAUGCAGCAAUCCGGCUACAGCAAGCAGCGGCUCAGCGCCGGCAAUGGCGGUCCCUAUAACGGCGGCAAGUCGCUGGACAGCGCACUACAACCCGACGAUAGAUAUUAUCAUGAACACAAUGCGCAUUCGCCGUUGCACAUACAGAGCGAUAUGGGCGGCGUCUAUAGCGUGAGUCCUUCGUCCUCGCUGAGCAGCUUUGAGCCUGCCUCAGUGUCGCCACGCUCGCGCUGCUCCACUGGCGGUGGCACGCAGCCGCUGCAUAUGAGCACCUUUGCGCCCAGUGCUCCGCCCAAGAAGCCACCACGUCGCAACAUUAACAUUUCACCCACACACGCAGCAGCGGGUCAGCAGUUCAGCUAUAGCUCGGCCUCCAGUCAAGCUGCGAGCGCACAGGGCGUGCGUCGUGCCGCUACCAGCGCCAACGAUAGUCCCUAUUCCCAUCAGAGUCACGGCAGCGUCGGCGGCAUGAGCUUCGAUGAGACGCAACUGCGCGAACGGCAACGCAGCGAUCGUCUCUACGCCAGCGCCAGGCAAAGCACUCGCUCCAACACGGACGGUGGCAUGAGUCUAAGCUCCAGCAAUGACAUGCUGGAUCGUCAAUGCAGCAGCUCUGAGUUGAACAGCGAGACAAGCGUGCCAAACUCAAGUGGAGAAUCUCCAGCUUCAGCGGCUGCGAAGCGUCCAGUGCCAGCUCAGCGCAGCGCUUCAACCAAACUCUCCAAGGAGCUGCUUAAGAACUGCGAGAGCGCCACACUCAAGUCAUACAAUCCCAAUCGCAAGCUCAAGCGUAAUCGCAAUAGCUGUUCCUUAAGCGUGGCUGACAAAUGCGAGAGCACUGAGCAAAACUGCGAUGCCAAGCAGCAGCUGCCCAGCAGUCCCACACACUACAAGCAACCACCGACGCCGGAUCAUCCACCACCCAGCUCCAGCCAAGCGGAGCGCACCAUUCACGAGCGCAUACGUCCGCUGAGUCAGGAGUAUAAGCGACGCUCAGCGCUGUUGCAGCUGCAGGCAGCGCAGCAGCUGAUGAUUGAGACAGGCUCCUCGCCAUCGAAACUGCUGCCGACGCUGAGCACGCCUGGCUAUGACUACGAUGAUACGGUGACGGUGGUGCCACGUUGUCCGGCGCCUUCUUCGGGCUCGCUGAGCUCUAGCAUUAGCUGUUCGGAUCACAGUCUCUCGCAUUCCACCGACUAUGUGGAGGAGUUUGUCAGCGAUGUGCCGUUUGCGGGUUUGCUCAAAGGCGCCAGUCAGCCAGCUGAGCCGAAGCAAAUGCCACAGCUGCAGCUGAUCGAGUCGGCGCCACGUGUGCGUCCACCGAUUGCCAGCAAGCCGCAGCUGCCGGAGCGCAAGUUUAUCAAGCCGCCCACAACGCCCACGCAACAAAUUGUGGAGGAGAAGCUGGAGACAAACGGCAAUGGAGAGCAUAAAAUAGCGCUAAAGUCACCUGCUAAGUCGCCAGCUAAGUCACCAGCCAAGUCGCCUGCAAAGUCGCCCAGCGGCAAAUCUAUAACACGCAAUCCUUUAAAUCUACUAAGUCCCUUUAAUGCGGAGGAGGCACGCAAGAAAAUCUCAGAGAUUAUUGAAAACUUUGGCAGCGGCAUACUCAAUACCAACAUAACGCCCACGCAUGACAUUGAGCUGGACUUUGAGGAUCUGGAAGUGCCAGCGGAGCGUCGUGAGCUGGCGCUGCGCCUACGCAAUGCCGGACUGCUGCAUCUGGAGCGCAUACUCUUUGAGAAUGGCUAUGAUAACUACAAGUUUGUGCAUAAAGUGUUUGAACAGCCGGAUAUACCUUUGCUGCAUAUACCGGAACGCGAUGCAGCCAAGCUGCUGCGCUUUGUAGAGACUUUACCGCCAGCGGAGUUUUUGCCGCAGGUAGCAAUGCGAACGCAGCAGGAGAACAAGCAGCCGGGCGUGGCAAGCCUGCAGCAAUGGCUACAAAGCAUUGCUUUGCCCGAAUAUUUGGAGUUCUUUAACAAACAUUUGUACAACACCAUUGAUAGCGUCUGUGGCGUCUGGGAUGUGGAGCUGCAAACCGUGCUGGAGAUUAACAAGCUGGGACAUCGCAGACGCAUUUUGCAGUCCUUGGCGUACAUAAGGCAAAUGCGCGAGGGUAAAUCGCAAAAGACACCGCUGGGUGAAAGCAACGAAACAAACAGAAUGACAACGAAUGGCAAUGGCAAUAGGGAGGCGGCCGCCAGCACCUCCAGUCAGCCCAACACAAAUGCUGUAACGCAUCGCAAUUCAAUUACUGGCUAUCGCAAGAAUCGCCCAGCACCGCCGCCACCAGCACCACCUGCACAAAAGGCAGCCAACGUUACAGCUGCACCACUCAAAAUACGAGCACCCUCCGAGCUGCUGCUUGGCCUGCCCGCCAAUCUGCGCAGCACACAAUGGCGCCACUCGGCCCAAACGCUGCUCAAUGAGCAUAUUAAAUACGAGGUUCAGUACCUUGGCUCAACGGUUGUGAAAGAACUGCGUGGCACUGAGUCCACCAAGAAGUCUAUACAAAAGCUCAGAGCUGCCAGUGAGCCGCCCAGAUGCGCAGCUGCAUUAACGCUGGCCAUAAGCCACCGUGGUGUGGAGUUCAUAGAUGUGGAGGGAAAGAACAUUAUAUGCGAGCAUGAGAUACAAAACAUAAACUGCGCCUGCCAGGAUGGCGAGGAUCUGCGUCACUUUGCCUACAUUACCAAGGAGGAGGAGCUGCACUAUUGUCAUGUUUUUCAAGUGCAGAGCACAGAUUUGGCCAGCGAGAUUAUUUUGACGCUGGGUCAGGCCUUUGAGGUGGCCUAUCAGCUGGCGCUGCGCGAUGGCAUUGCCACAACGCCCGCUCUGCUGCUGGACAAUGGGAUGCUGCAGGGCGAGUUUUGCGGCGGCAACAGCACUGGCUGCGUCGAUGGCAGCGGCGGCGGCGUGGACAACAAAUAGAGCCAGGAGCCGGUCAGCAGACUGGCCCAAACACAAGCCGAGGCACUGGCAAGCAUAUCGCAGCGCAGUCGACGUCUGUGCAACAAAUUGUUCUGCCUGACCAACUAUGGGGCGCUGUUUAAGCUCUAGGCAGCAGCUUUUGGUAUAUAACAUAUACAAUCCUAGUCUUGAUGCAUUUGAAUGUUUUUAUACAAAAAGCCAACUACAAACAAAAUAUUGAACAAAAAGACUUUUAACAUAAAAGGCACAAUUUUUUAACAAUCAACAAUAGCGCAAAUGAGAUUCAAUAAUACAAAUUCGAGCAGCAUUUGAACAUUUUUCAUAAUAUUAUAUACAAAAUGGAAAUGCCUAUUGCAUUUAUUUAGCAAAUUAUAACGAUAACGAAAGAUUUAUUGGCACAUUACUAUAUGUAUAAUGUUGAAUGCAAUGAGAAUGCAUAUCUGGCAAAUCGGCUACAUAUAUACUAAACUAUAUAUAUUAUAUGGGAAUAAA
This is a messenger RNA of Drosophila busckii, 4829 nucleotides long. Its product is annotated as ankyrin repeat and SAM domain-containing protein 1A. The transcript has 11 exons. Gene Ontology annotation, molecular function: protein binding. The record is from RefSeq and is a predicted model, not a curated record. NCBI's taxonomy places the organism in Eukaryota, Metazoa, Arthropoda, Insecta, Diptera, Drosophilidae. Bases 372 to 4337 code for a protein of 1321 amino acids. Gene Ontology annotation, cellular component: cytosol.